Messenger RNA from Perognathus longimembris pacificus (Pacific pocket mouse), 3291 nucleotides. RefSeq names its product BMP binding endothelial regulator (gene Bmper). Lineage: Eukaryota; Metazoa; Chordata; Mammalia; Rodentia; Heteromyidae. Gene Ontology annotation, molecular function: protein binding. The record is from RefSeq and is a predicted model, not a curated record. Bases 42 to 2102 code for a protein of 686 amino acids. The transcript has 15 exons.
GCCUGAGCCCUCCCGACUGUGACGGCGGAGCCCCGGGGACGAUGCUCCGUAGCUCCCGUGGCGUCGAGGCUGCGGCGGGGCGAGCCCGCCGGCGCCCGACUGGGAUCACCUGCUGCGUCCUUCUGCUGCUCAAUUGCUCGGGGGUUCCCGUGUCUCUGGCCUCCUCCUUCUUGACAGGGUCUGUUGCAAAAUGCGAGAAAGAAGGAGAGAUACUGCAAAUCCCCUUCAUCACAGACAACCCCUGCAUAAUGUGUGUGUGCCUGAAUAAAGAAGUGACCUGUAAGAGAGAAAAGUGCCCCAUGCUGGCCCGAGACUGUGCCCUGGCUGUGAAGCAAAGGGGUGCCUGCUGUGAGCACUGCAAAGGUUGCACCUAUGGAGGAAAUACCUAUAACAGCUCCUUCAGAUGGCACAGUCCAGAUGAGCCCUGCAUCUUGCGCCAGUGCCAGGAAGGUGUGGUCACUGAGUCAGAGGUGCGCUGUGCUGUCUACUGUAAGAACCCCACGGAGCAUCCGGGAGCCUGCUGUCCCACGUGUCCAGGCUGUGUGUUUGAAGGCGUGCAGUAUGGGGAAGGAGAGGAAUUUCAGCCAGAAGGUAGCAAGUGUAUCCGGUGUUCCUGUGUGGGAGGCAGGACACAGUGCGUGAGAGAAGUCUGCCCCAUUCUCUCUUGUCCCCAGCACCUUAGUCACACACCCCCAGGACAGUGCUGCCCCAAGUGUUUGGGUCAGAGGAAAGUGUUUGACCUUCCUUCUGGGAGCUGCUUAUUUCGAAGUGAUGUUUAUGACAAUGGAUCCUCAUUUGUCUAUGAUAACUGUACCACGUGCACAUGCAGGGACUCUACUGUAGUAUGUAAGAAGAAGUGUGCCCACCCUGGUGGCUGCGCCAGAGGCGAGGAGGCCUGCUGUGAAGAGUGCCUCCUACGUGUGCCCCCAGAAGAUGUAAAAGUGUGCAAGUUUGGCAACAAGAUUUUCCGGGAUGGAGAGAUGUGGUCCUCGGUGAACUGCACCAUCUGCGCUUGUGUGAAAGGCAGGACGGAGUGCCACAAGAAGCAGUGUGUCCCGGUCAGCAGCUGCCCACAGGGUAAAAUUCUCAACCGAAAAGGCUGCUGUCCCAUUUGCACUGAAAAGCCCGGCGUCUGCACAGUGUUCGGCGAUCCCCACUACAACACUUUUGACGGACGCACAUUUAACUUUCAGGGGACAUGUCAGUACGUGUUGACGAAAGACUGCUCCUCCCCUGCCUCGCCCUUCCAGGUGCUGGUGAAGAACGAUGCGCGCCGGACCCGCUCCUUCUCCUGGACCAAGUCAGUGGAGCUGGUGCUGGGCGAGGGUAUUGUCAGCCUCCAGCAGCAUCUCACCGUGCGCUGGAACGGCUCGCGCAUCGCACUCCCCUGCCACACCCCCCACUUCCACAUCGACCUGGAUGGCUACCUCCUCAAAGUGACCACCCAAGCAGGUUUGGAAAUAUCCUGGGAUGGGGACAGUUUUGUGGAGGUCAUGGCUGCCCCACAUCUCAAAGGCAAGCUGUGUGGUCUCUGUGGUAACUACAAUGGACACAAGCGGGAUGACCUGAUUGGUGGAGAUGGGAACUUCAAGUUCGAUGUGGAUGACUUUGCUGAGUCCUGGAGGGUGGAGUCUAACGAGUUCUGUAACAGACCUCAGCGGAAGCCGGUGCCUGAGCUGUGUCAAGGGACAGUGAAGGUGAAGUUCCGAGCCCACCGCGAAUGCCAGAAGCUCAAGUCUUGGGAAUUUCAGACCUGCCACUCUACAGUAGACUAUGCCACUUUCUACAGGUCCUGCCUGACAGACAUGUGUGAAUGUCCUGUCCAUAAGAACUGUUACUGUGAGUCGUUCCUGGCAUAUGCUCGGGCCUGCCAGAGAGAGGGCAUCCGGGUUCACUGGGAGCCCCAGAAGACCUGUGCAGCCACCCAGUGCAAGCAUGGUGCUGUGUAUGACACCUGUGGCCCUGGCUGUGUCAAGACCUGCGACAACUGGAAUGAGAUCGGUCCCUGCAGCAAGCCAUGUGUCGCAGGCUGCCACUGCCCAGCCAACCUGGUGCUUCACAAGGGAAGGUGCAUCAAGCCAGUCCUUUGUCCUCAGCGGUGACCUCUGUCCCAGGCAUGGAGACUUUGCAACCUGGGGUCCUUGACAUGGAAGCAGAAGAGCCAGCGAGGGACUACAUUGUGCGUGCACCCAACACCUCACAUACACACAGAGUAUAUAUGUGUACAUAUAUAGAUAUAUAGAUAUAUUCAAAAGCAUUUCAUCAUUUAUACAAAUGACAGGAGGAUUGUUAUAUGUAUAUUUUUUGCUAUACAACAUGUAUUGUUUCUAGGGUCCCAAGCUGUAGACCAUCAGAUGUACACAUUGUAUAAAUGCAGCAGGUGCUUUUAAUUUAAUCAGGUGGCAUGCAGACACAGUGGAUGGCUUUCGCCUCACAUACAUUUGUCAUCUGGGAGUGAAGUUUUCUAAGAAGUCUGAAUUGCCUGCCUGCCUUCAUUUGAGUCAGGACUUAUAAUUGAGUAGGGCGUGUGUUUCUUUGGAGAAAGACACAUUUAUCAGGAGACAUUUCAUGCUUCUGAAGAAAGGCAUGUUGGCUCAGGAGAGAUGACAGGGCAUGGGUAACAGUCCCUAAUGGUGCCUGCAAAGUAGGGGAGAGGCUAUUAGACUUUAUUGAGUCCUAACCGAUAUUGUUUCCCAUACUGGCUAGUUGCCAAGCAAUACAUAUUGUCACUAGGGUAUAACCAAAGAGUCAAGUGGUUUAUUGCAAGUCUCCUAAUUAUAUACCUGUGUGUGAUGGCUGUGACGGUUGGACGUCAGGCAUUGGGAUGAAGGAAGAGGUGUUUGGAUGACAUGUCAACUGCAUUGGGAAUGAAGGGAUACUUGGGAAAGCUGUUGACCAACAUACGGAGAAAUAGCCAUUUCUCUGAAUCUCAGAACUAUUUAGGGUGGGAAAAUCCAAUGAGUUUCCAAAGGCCAUCUAUAAUUUGUGACUCUCCUCUGUAUUCAAUGGAACAUUGUGUCUGUUUCUGUAGGAUUCCUGUCCUGUGCAAUUUGGGGAAUAUGACUAUGCCAUCAUGAUUAGACAUGAAGAAAGGAUUUACUGACCAUUUGAUUUAAUGUCUUAAAAAAUGAACGGUUUAUACAUUUGCUCUAAUUUACUGUUAAUUACCAGCCCCAUGUGAUUCUCCUGACUUUUUAUUUGUGUUGAACAAGUGAAAAUGUCGGCCAACACAAAGCCCACUGAGGUCUAAAAGUAAAAUGUUCUGCAUUGUAGUAAAUAAAAGGCUCAAGA